CAAAGCUUUCUUCAGCGCAUACGCCAGAUGCGUGUAAUUAGGUUAUGGCGAUAACGUUGACAGCUGUUUGGAUAUUCUUUUGUGAGUGGCAACCCUGUAGCAUAAACUUGCGAAAAUCAACAAAUUUGCCGGAAAUUUAUAUUAUUAUUAUUGUAAAAAUGUCUCGCAAGGAAGCUUUGUCGCAAUUCAUAAACCAAAUUCAUGGCAGACCAGUCGUGGUUAAGCUAAACAGUGGAGUGGAUUACAGAGGUGUCUUGGCCUGUUUGGAUGGCUAUAUGAACAUUGCUCUGGACCAAACCGAGGAGUAUGUCAAUGGUCAGCUAAAAAAUAAAUAUGGAGAUGCCUUCAUACGUGGCAAUAAUGUCCUAUACAUUUCAACGCAAAAAAGAAGAGUUUAAUACUAGCCGCACAAUUUCAAUAUUUUCUAGAUUUUUUUAAUAAAUAGUUUUUUAACAAAUAAAUUAAACUAAAUCUAA
Messenger RNA from Stomoxys calcitrans (stable fly), 476 nucleotides. Its product is annotated as U6 snRNA-associated Sm-like protein LSm6. Bases 45 to 398 code for a protein of 117 amino acids. Gene Ontology annotation, cellular component: P-body; nucleolus; U6 snRNP. The record is from RefSeq and is a predicted model, not a curated record. Gene Ontology annotation, molecular function: RNA binding. The transcript has 2 exons. Lineage: Eukaryota; Metazoa; Arthropoda; Insecta; Diptera; Muscidae. Gene Ontology annotation, biological process: maturation of SSU-rRNA; mRNA splicing, via spliceosome.